AUCUAUCAACGGAGAUAAACAAGGAUGCACCGCCGUACGGCAGUUCGGGGUUAGGUUUAAACGUCAUACGCUCGCCGAUCGGGGAUUUCGUCUGUUCAACAUGUUUAUCAAGCCGUUCAAAGUCAAGACUAAUUACCAGUUGAAGGGAACUGAGAGGAAAAAAUUAUGCGAGGAGGUGUUGGUGGCAUAUCCGAGUCUCUCGGACGAAGAGAUUCACGCACUGUUGCCCAAGAAGGAACCCAUCAGCAUUAUGAAAAUAGUAACGCACAGUGGACACGUAGGCAAAGUAUAUUGCGUCGCCAAGAUACCCAUGUUCUUUCAACUAGAUUCGUACGACACUCUGCUCUUUCCCACAAUUUAUACGUUAUGGCACCAUCCCUAUUUAUUAAAUGCCUUCACUACGCACACGCCAGUCGUGUCCAAAUUGCUAGCCGGUGCAAAUCUCAUGUUGCCUGGAUUGAUUCUGAAGGAGCCAGUGACCCUAUAUAGCUUUGGUAAACUGCCAAAGGGUACUCCAGUGUUGAUUAACACCGAGGAGAACAAGGCUGCAGUUGCCGUCGGCGUAACUGCACUUUCCAGCGAGGACAUGUAUAUGGCAGCUGGUCAUGGAAAGUGCGUAGAGGUUUUUCACGUUAUCGGUGACAUGUUGUGUCAAUUAGGCAAACCACCCCUGAGGCCUGAUUUGGGUUUACCAAAUGCCGACAACCCUACAAAUACGUUGGAAGAUAUCGAAUCGAUUAAUCGAGAGGAAAUCGUAGAACAAAGCGAAAUUCUGCCGGAUACGUUGGACGAAUUAGACCUGAGUGAGAGUUCAAGCGACGUAGUCAAAGAUGAAAUCAUUUCUAAGGAACAUAUAGAAGAAGAUGUAGAAACUGAAGAUGUACAAAUUUCAAACAUAGUUGAGCCGGAAGUAGUUGAUCCGGUCGAAGAGAUGGACAGACUACUGGAAUAUUGUUUCUUGAAAGCUUGCAAGAUGACAGUCAAGUCUAGCGAUUUGCCGAUGUUGUCGUCCAACUUUUUCAAAAAUCAUCUGUUGGCCGCAUGUCCGCCGGAUAAAAACGUUGAUGUAAAGAAAUCUCGGUACAAAAAGUUAUCGGUUUUUCUAGCAGAAAUGAAGGCCAAAGGAAUAAUUAAUACAUCCAUUACAAAAGGCGUUGAAACAUUGUUGUCUAUUAAGUUUGAUCAUCCACUUGUGAGAAAAUUAGUCGUUACCGAGGAACCAGUUGCUGCGGUUGAACCAGUGGUUUCGAACAGCGCUGUCGUGUCGGAAUGUUAUCGAGUGACCGCCGACGUUCUGCCAGUUCUAUCAAAAUUCGGCUAUGAAAAGGGUGACGUAAUGAAAAGAGCCGAUAUCAGAAAGUGUUUUACUGAGUACGCGAAAGUGGAGGGUCUGCAAGAUGGAAAAACGUUAAAGCUGAAUCCCCAAUUGGCGGGAAUCAUGCGAACUAAGGCUCAUCAGGAGACGGUGACGAUGGAGGAUGGAAUAAACAAAUUUGUCGGACGCAUGACGCACAUGCACGAGGUUACCCUCGCGGGAAAUACUUUGUUGCAUACGGGAAAACUGGAACCGAUCGACAUGAGAGUGACAGUGCGAUCAGGCGGGAAGAAGGUAACAUUGGUGAAUAAUCUGGAAACGUUCGGGAUCAAUCCGAAAGAAUUCAGCAAAGAAUGCCAGAGCAUUGGCGCGAGCGCGACAAUCACUGAUGAUCCUGGCAAAAAGACACCUAGCGUUCUUGUUCAGGGGAAUCAAAUCUUAUACGUGUACAAAUUACUCACAGAGAAAUAUCAAAUAAAAAAGACCUAUAUAAGGGGCUUAGAAUUUGCUCCAAAGAAGAAAAAAUAGAUUCUUGCGAAAAAAUAAUGUUUAAUGAUUGUCAACACUGAAACCAUUCCUCAUGGUUUUAAUUUUUCUUCUCGAGACUUGGUGCAAAUGGAUAAUCAAUAUUGAUGAGUGCAAUUUUAACGGAACAAUUUCAAUUGUAAAUCGAGGAACGCUGCCAAUUUAGUUAUUUGUGGAAUCAUGUUUUUUAAUAGACUAAGAUAAUUGGAGAAUUAACAUUUAUCCCUUACCAGGAAAAAUACGUGAUGAGUAAUUAUCAAAUAAAAGCAACUUAGAAAUGUA
Temnothorax curvispinosus is the source of this 2122-nucleotide messenger RNA. It is a transcript of the gene eIF2D, whose product is annotated as eukaryotic translation initiation factor 2D. The record is from RefSeq and is a predicted model, not a curated record. Gene Ontology annotation, molecular function: RNA binding; translation initiation factor activity. Gene Ontology annotation, biological process: translational initiation; formation of translation preinitiation complex. The transcript is spliced from 9 exons. Lineage: Eukaryota; Metazoa; Arthropoda; Insecta; Hymenoptera; Formicidae. The coding region runs from base 101 to 1843 and encodes 580 amino acids.